This is a messenger RNA of Didymodactylos carnosus, 2583 nucleotides long. NCBI's taxonomy places the organism in Eukaryota, Metazoa, Rotifera, Eurotatoria, Philodinida, Philodinidae. The record is from the annotation of a GenBank genome assembly.
AUGUCGAACGAUGACGAUCAAUCAUCAAACGGUAAAAAUGAGAAUAAUGGUACAUCUUCUCCUCCUUUGAACUUAAAUCAUGCUAAUUUGCAUCCAACAAUUAAUAAUGUUGAUGAGUCAACGAAAAAUGAAAAUUUAAAAUUUUAUCCAACGUGUAUUGAUGAGGAAGAUCUAGAGGAAGAUGUUAAUGUUUAUGAUGAAACAUAUGAUGAGUGUAUGUCAGAAAAAAGUGAAUCGAUAGCAAAACCAUUGGAAAUCAUUCCAGAUUUAGAUCAAUUACAAAUCGCUCUACAAGCAAUUCAAGAACAACAACAUUUACAAAUGAUUAUGAUUAAACAAUUUCAAAUGCAACUACAAUCUUAUCAACAACAACAACCGAAUAGCAGUAAAAAAUCUAGAAAAAGUUUAUUAGAGAAUGAGACUAAUUUUGAUGAAGAGAAUGAGAAUGAAAAAGAUAUUAGAUUAAGUAAUAAUUCAGAGAAUGAUCAAAAUUUUAAAACAAGUUUACUUUUAAAAGAAAAUUUAUAUGCGGCCAAUGAUCAAACAUCGAAUUUAUACCGUCGUAAAUGCACAUACUGUGGAAAAGGAUUUCAGAGUAUUAGUCAAUUAAAAAUCCAUUAUAGAUCACAUACAGAUCGAUUUUUAAAAUUGUCUCUUAAUAUUUUAGGAGAAAAACCGUUUCCUUGUACGUUGUGCGAUCAUCGUUUUACCACACGUGCAAAUUUAAAAGUUCAUUUUGAACGACACUGUUUAAGAUCAGAACGAAAACAUGCCAAAAAACAAAUACCACUGUCCUCUCCCAAUAAUAUGAAAGAAAAUGCAAAACUGAAGCAAGAUGAUGAUAUACCAUCUACACCGUUAAAUUUAUCUACGCCUAAAACUGAGCCCGUUUUACCCAAUAUACCUGUUGAGAAUGAAGAAGAUGAUGAUGAUGAAGAUCAAGAUGAACAAGAGCUUCCCAUUACAACACCGUCAACAGGCACAGGGACUUUAUCGAAUAAUUCAGUAAUUAAUUUUGCUCAAUUUCAAAUGGAAUCAAGAGAAGGAGAGCCAGAAGAUCCAAAUAUGGCCAAAUUAAAAGAUAUGAUUGAUCAACUAGAACGUACCACAAAUAAAACAGAUCCAAAUGAAUGCGUUGUUUGUAAAAGAACUUUAAGCUGUCAAAGUGCAUUAAAAAUGCAUUAUAGAACGCAUACGGGUGAACGUCCAUUUCGAUGUAAAAUAUGUGCACGUGCAUUUUCGACUAAAGGAAAUUUGAAAACUCAUAUGAAUGUUCAUCGAUUAACCGGUACAGUGCCAUCACCAACAAUAAAAUCGAACUUUGAAACAUGUCCUAUAUGUCAAAAACAAUAUCCAAAUGAUGUUCAAUUUCAACAACAUUUAAAAGUCCAUUUAAAUGAAUCGAAUCCCGCUAAAGUUGAAGCCGCAAUGAAACUAAUGGAAAACGGACAUGACAGAUUAAACGAAAUAAGUGGUGGAGAAGAUUUGAAUGAAUCAUCCCAAACAUCGAUAUCACAUAAUUCGCAUGAUGAACCAUCCAGUGUGACUGAAUCAACUUCUCAACAUGUUUCGCCAUCAGUAUCGACUAUCAACACACAAACCACACAGUUGUCUUCAUCAGAGACAACAGCUACAACAUUGUCGAAUUCGAUUGCAGCAAUGGCCUCAGCUGCAGCCGCAGCAUACACCACAAAUUCAUUGACUUAUCCACAUCCAUUUUCCUUACUUGCGCCUAGUUUUUAUCCAGCAGCAAGUCGAAUGACACUGUCACAAUUGGGCAUAUUAAAUGGGUUAAACGCCGCUGCAACAUUUCCGUUUUUUGCCGCUAUGGGAGGUGCAGAUCCAUCAACUUACGGUCAACAAUUUCAGUCUACAAUGAUAGACGCAAACAAUAAUAACAGUAUAUCUACGAAUAAAUUAGGUGACAGUGAAAAUGAAAUUAAUGUUGUCGACGAUUAUAAAAUGCAAAUUGACUCUGAUAAUUCAUCGUUGGCAUUGAAUAUUACUAGUGCACCGUCUCUUUCAAGUCCUGUUUCACCAGCAGACUCGACCGGUCAUUCAUCUAUGAGAUCACGAUCUCGUUCAUCGUCAAGAGGAACGGAAACAAGUCCAACAAAUGAUGGAGGUGAACAGAAUUAUUCCUCAGGGUCGUCUAGUCGACGUCUAUCAUCUCUACAACAUAUAUGCAGUGUUUGUACAAAAAAUUUUUCAUCAGCAUCCGCACUUCAAAUUCAUAUGAGAACACAUACGGGAGAAAAACCAUUCAAAUGUCAUGUUUGCAACCGAGCAUUUACAACUAAAGGGAAUUUAAAAGUACAUAUGGGUACUCAUUUAUAUGCAAAUGGUUCUCGUCGCGCUCGUCGUUUUGACUUUAAUGCUUAUGCAUCCAGUUCUUCUUCGAUGACAUCGGCAUCAUCCGCUACGACAACUGCCGUUCAAAGAGUUGGAGGGCUGUUAUCUAUUAAUAAUGGAGGAGUUUUUGAAAAUCCGGAAAGCUUUUUCGGCUUUUGGAGGUUGUUGGUUGCCUGGAAAACCAAUAAAGGUUUAAUUGAAAAAUCGGCGUCGGUUAGUCCAUGUAGUUAG